AUGGGGGAGAAGCGGGUCAGGACAGAUUCUGCCGUGGGAGUUCUGCCAUCCAGUGAGCAUUAUGGGAAUAUACUGAAUGGUGACACAACUGGAGCUUUGGAGGAAACUGUGAAACCAGAUGGUCUGAGCUGUGUAGUGAUUGCUGGUAUUACCUUUCAGGAGUCACAUGCUGGGACAGUGCUGAAAGACGGCCUGGGUGACCAUGGGAAUGCAUUUUGCCUAAUUCAGGCUGGCCAACAGUACCAUAAGAUGGGUAAGCCAUGGGACACUGAAGAGCACAGCACAAGACACAGAGAUUUUAUACAGGAUGAAAACUACAGAAAAACUCCUUCUUGGACAAAGAAGUGGCACCUCAGAGGUGGGAUCUCAGCCUAUAACGCAGGAGUUAACACUGUCCAGACCUACCACAAAACGGUAGUUAGCAAACACACAACUACGCCAAUAAUGUGGAUGCAAGAGCCAGGUUUUGUAAGAGAAAUGGAUAUUGAGAUCUCUGAGUAA
Oenanthe melanoleuca is the source of this 501-nucleotide messenger RNA. It is a transcript of the gene LYG2, whose product is annotated as lysozyme g2. Gene Ontology annotation, molecular function: lysozyme activity. The record is from RefSeq and is a predicted model, not a curated record. NCBI's taxonomy places the organism in Eukaryota, Metazoa, Chordata, Aves, Passeriformes, Muscicapidae. Gene Ontology annotation, cellular component: extracellular region. Gene Ontology annotation, biological process: defense response to Gram-positive bacterium.